AUGCUCGCGCUGAUCGCGCCUCUCGCCGCGGCCUUCGCUCCGCCCCUGUCACCGAGGCUGAAGCCAUCGGUCCGCCGCGGCGCUGCUCGCGGCGGCCUCUUUGGCGGCGGCGACACGCAGGUGGUGACCGACAUCGACGACACCGUAAAGUCGAGCGGCGGCCUCUCGCUCGCCGGCAUCCCGCUCGGCGGCGUCGACACGAGCUAUGCGCGCGGCUCCUUCUACCCGGGCGUCUUCCAGUUUGGCCUCGAGCUCUCGUGCGCGCGUCUGCCGCCGGGCCGGCCUCCCGCGAGGGUGGCGGUCCUCACCGCCCGCGCCGUCGAAUUCAAGGCGCUGCUCGAGAUCAAGCAGAGCAGCAAGCUGUGCGUGCGCUACCGCGACGCCGCGCAGCGGCGGCUCCGCGCGCCGUGGGGCGUCGGGCCUGUGCUGUACGGCAGCGUGCAGGAGUGGGUCUGCCAGGAGCGCAAGGGCUGGCGCAAGGCGGCGAACUUUGAGCUGCUGCGAGCCGAGGCGCCCGCAGGCCGCCGCUUCAUCUUCGUCGGCGACAAUGGCGCGUCGGAGAAGGACCUGGACGCCGCGGAGCGCAUCACGCGGCGCCACCCCGGCCUGGUCCGCGCCGUCUUCAUGCACGCAGUCUCGCCGGGUGCGACGGCCGCGCCGCUCCCGCCCGACGGCGAGCUGCAUGGCGUGCCGCUGCGCUACUUCCGCACCUACGCCUCCGCGGCCGCGAAGGCGCACCAGCUCGGCCUGAUUGGCAGGGGCGCGCUGGCGCGGGUGCUCGACUCAUGCGAGGAGGAGAUGGCCGCGGACUCGCUCAACCUGCCGCCCGGCUCGCCAAACGAGCGGCUCCUCGUCGACGAGGCGGCGAACACGCGGGUGCGCAGGGACAUCGCGACUCUGCCCGCUCGCUCGACCCUUUUGCCGCGAGAGGGCGCCGGCCGCGUGCAAGAGGUGGCUGGCGCCCUGAGGCGGCAAUUGGUGGCGUGGGGAGUGCGGAACGCUACUGGCGGCGUGACAGGGCCUCUCUCGAUUGCGUGUGCCGCCCAUCGGCACGCGGGUGGCUGGCGCCCUGAGGCGGCAAUUGGUGGCGUGGGGAGUGCGGAGAACGCUACUGGCGGCGCGACAGGGCCUCUCUCGAUUGCGUGUGCCGCCCAUCGGCACGCGGGUGGCUGGCGCCCUGAGGCGGCAAUUGGUGGCGUGGGGAGUGCGGAGAACGCUACUGGCGGCGCGACAGGGCCUCUCUCGGGCGCCGGCCGCGUGUAA
Molecule: messenger RNA, 1263 nt
Organism: Emiliania huxleyi CCMP1516
Lineage: Eukaryota; Haptophyta; Isochrysidales; Noelaerhabdaceae
Exons: 5
Coding region: 1-1263 (420 amino acids)
Source: RefSeq, a predicted model, not a curated record